Molecule: messenger RNA, 1718 nt
Organism: Musa acuminata subsp. malaccensis (wild Malaysian banana)
Lineage: Eukaryota; Viridiplantae; Streptophyta; Magnoliopsida; Zingiberales; Musaceae
Product: probable serine/threonine-protein kinase At1g01540
Biological process (GO): protein phosphorylation
Molecular function (GO): protein kinase activity; ATP binding
Source: RefSeq, a predicted model, not a curated record
UUAGCUACCCAGGACCAUGUCGGGCCUCAGCAGCCCGCCGCUCCUCAACGACGAGCUUUCCAAGCGCACCGCCGUCUUCGGCCUCCACAUGUGGGUCGUCGUCGGCAUCUGCGUCGGCGCCGCCUUCGUCCUCCUCCUCUUCCUCAUCUCCCUCUGGCUCGCAUCCAGGCACGGUCCGCCCACCCCAUCCCCCCGCCCCAUUCCGACCGCCUCCAUCCCGAUCGUCUCCAAGGAAAUCCAGGAGAUCCGCGUCGACCCCUCUUUUCGCUCGUCGGCCGCCCGCCCACUCGGCGAGAUCCUCCGGAAGCCGCUCCCGGAAUCCGACCCCCCCUCGUCGGCGUCCAUCGAGCGGCAGGCCCUGCUGACGCCGGCUUUGGAGGAGGAGAGCCUGAUCGAGCAGCAAAAGAUCCACAUUGAAAUCGGGAAGGGCCAUAGGAUCAUGUACCCUGAGCGCAGUGGCGGCGGCGGCGGUGUGGAGGGCCGGUCGGUGGAUCACGCCUUGAUCCGGGCUCCGGAGGUGUCUCAUCUGGGAUGGGGGCACUGGUACACUCUCAGGGAGCUCGAGGUGGCCACCAACAUGUUCGCCGAUGAGAAUGUGAUCGGCGAAGGUGGCUACGGCAUUGUCUACCUUGGACUACUGCAGGACAACACUCAGGUCGCAGUGAAGAACUUGCUCAACAACAGAGGCCAAGCUGAGAGGGAGUUCACGGUCGAAGUGGAGGCAAUUGGCCGCGUGCGACACAAGAACUUAGUGAGGUUACUGGGUUACUGUGUGGAAGGUGCUCACAGGAUUCUUGUAUAUGAGUACGUUGACAAUGGGAACUUGGAUCAAUGGCUUCAUGGGGAUGUGGGACUCUGUAGCCCUCUUACUUGGGAGAUACGUAUGAACAUCAUUCUUGGAACAGCAAAAGGGUUGAUGUACUUGCAUGAGGGGCUCGAACCAAAGGUAAUUCACAGGGACAUUAAAUCAAGUAACAUUUUGCUUGAUAAGUACUGGAAUCCAAAGGUCUCAGAUUUUGGGCUCGCAAAGCUUUUGGGGUCAGAGAGGAACUAUGUAACGACACGGGUGAUGGGAACAUUUGGUUAUGUAGCUCCUGAAUAUGCUAGCACUGGCAUGUUGAAUGAGAGGAGUGAUGUUUAUAGUUUUGGGGUUCUCAUUAUGGAGAUAAUUUCUGGUCGAAACCCAGUUGACUAUAACAGGCCAACAGGAGAGGUUAACCUGAUUGAAUGGAUCAAGACAAUGGUCAGCAAUCGUAAUUCUGAAGGUGUUUUGGAUCCUAAAUUGCUUGAGAAACCUUCUUCAAGGGCAUUGAAAAGGGCUCUUUUAGUGGCACUUCGAUGCAUAGAUCCCGAUUCACAAAAGAGGCCAAAGAUGGGACAUGUGAUACAUAUGCUUGAAGUUAAUGAUUUUCCUUAUCGAGAUGAACGACAAGCCAACCAAACCUACAGAAGCAGCCCUCUGGAGAAAGCAAAACUACUGGAGAUCGUUGAAUCAGGUGAUAGCAGUGGCCACGAGUGCAAUACCAACGUUAAUAGGUCUUCAAGGUGGAGAAAGCAAGACGAUUAGCUUGUUGUGGUGUGGGGUUAUAAGAAAUCUGUUUCUGCAUCUUCAUGGUUUCUCAAUCUUAACCUGGCUUAUAUGCACACUGUUGAACAUGUACUUCUGUAUUGACUUAUAGUAUACAAAAUCGUCCACAGCUCUGGCUAUUCUCCUUGCA